UUGAGUAUAGACGGACAAACUAUCAAAGUAUCAACGACAACAGAAAAAAACACUGCCGUGGUAAAAAAGCCGGUUGAGUUGUAACUUCAUUUAUCAAUCUCAUUUAAGAUUUGUAUUGAAAAGCAUCAACUUAACAAAAUGUUUCGAUCGAUUGCUAAACAAAGUAUUCGAACCGCACAAAAAGUUCAUUAUUCAAGUUUACCAGCUCCAGAACCGAAUCCUGUUGUAAAUUAUACUGGUAUUUUUAUUAACAAUGAAUGGUACAAAUCAAAAUCGGGCAAAACAUUUGAAACACUUAAUCCAAGUACUGGCGAGGUAAUCGCUGAAGUACAAGAAGGCGGUAAAGCUGAUAUUGAUUUUGCUGUAGAUGCUGCAAACGAAGCAUUCCGUUUAGGAUCACCAUGGCGCACAAUGGAUCCAUCUCAACGAGGACGUUUACUUUACAAACUUGCUGACUUAAUGGAACGUGACGCGGUCUAUCUUGCUAGUUUAGAAACUUUGGACAAUGGUAAACCAUUUUCAAUGUCACUGACUGUCGAUGUUCAAGCAAGUAUUGGUACCUUACGUUACAUGGCUGGAUGGGCAGAUAAAAAUCAUGGUAAAACCAUUCCAUUAGAUGGCCCAUACUUCGCUUACACACGCCACGAACCGGUUGGCGUUUGUGGUCAAAUUAUUCCGUGGAAUUUCCCAUUGUUAAUGCUUGCAUGGAAAUUAGGACCAGCUUUAGCUACAGGAAACACAAUUAUCUUAAAACCAGCCGAACAAACGCCUUUAACAGCAUUAUACACGGCCCAAUUAAUUAAAGAAGCCGGAUUUCCACCAGGAGUGGUAAAUAUUGUACCUGGUUUCGGUGAAGCAGGUGCCGCUUUAGUUGCUAAUCGUAAAGUAGAAAAGAUUGCAUUCACCGGUUCAACCGAGGUUGGAAUGAAAAUUCAACAAGCAUCCGGUUUACAUAAUUUAAAACGUACAACAUUGGAAUUGGGUGGAAAGAGUCCGAAUAUUAUUUUAAGUGAUGUCGAUAUGGAAUAUGCUGUCGAAGCCGCCCAUUUUGGAUUGUUCUUUAAUAUGGGACAAUGUUGUUGCGCUGGAUCUAGAACUUACGUACAAGAUAAGAUCUAUGAUGAGUUUGUUGAACGAAGUGCAGAACGAGCAGCUAAACGUAAAGUUGGUAAUCCAUUUGAUCCAACAGUGGAACAAGGGCCACAAGUUGAUAAGGAGCAACAAGAUCGUAUUUUGAAAAUGAUCGAAACUGGAAAGAAACAGGGUGCUAAAUGUGUUGUUGGCGGUGAGAAACAUGGUGAUAAAGGAUACUUCGUUAAACCAACUGUUUUUGCUGAUGUUAAAGAUAAUAUGACCAUUGCCAGAGAGGAGAUUUUUGGACCAGUACAACAAAUUUUACGAUUUAAAGAUAUCGAAGAGGUAAUUGAACGUGCUAAUGAUUCCGAUUAUGGUCUUGCUGCUGCUGUCUUUACAAAAGAUAUCGAUAAGGCUAAUUAUAUUGUACAAGGGUUACGUGCGGGUACUGUUUGGGUGAACACAUACAACGCAUUAGGUUCACAAUCACCAUUCGGCGGUUACAAAUCAUCUGGACAUGGUCGUGAAAAUGGUCCAUACGGUAUUGAACCGUAUACAGAAGUCAAAAGUGUUAUUGUUAAAAUCCCACAAAAGAAUUCAUAAAUAAUUCUUUCAAAACCAAAGAAAAAAAAUAUUAAUUGUUAAUCUAUUCCCCUUUUCCUUCAUUUUUCUCUUCGUUCUUUCCACGUUUAAAAAAUUUAUUUUUGUACUAUUCUACGAUUUUUUGUGUAAAAAUAGAAAAAAAGCACAAAGAUUGCAACAUAAUCGAAACUAAAUAUGUGAUACUUUUUUUUAUUAAAUAAAAUUUUUAAAUUUA
Messenger RNA from Chrysoperla carnea, 1891 nucleotides. Its product is annotated as aldehyde dehydrogenase, mitochondrial-like. The coding region runs from base 139 to 1677 and encodes 512 amino acids. Gene Ontology annotation, molecular function: aldehyde dehydrogenase (NAD+) activity. NCBI's taxonomy places the organism in Eukaryota, Metazoa, Arthropoda, Insecta, Neuroptera, Chrysopidae. The record is from RefSeq and is a predicted model, not a curated record. The transcript has 3 exons.